GGAAACAAUCGUUACAUUGAUUUUAUUCGAUUUGGAUAGACAGAUUCAUUGAAUCGACCGAGUAUCAUCACAUUGUCAGUAUGUUUUUAAUUCGUUUUGCAGUAAUUUUAUCAAUAUGUUUCGACGAUUUAAUCGAUGCAUUUGGGAUUCGAAACUCGGAUUCGAAACCACCACAAAAAAUGGUCGAUUUAACAAAACCCAUGCACGAUCUAUGUGUUAGAAUGACUCAUGUUCCCGAAGAAGUGAUUCAAGACUUUGUACAAGCCGACAUUAGUCAAAUUGAAGACGUAGAUAAUCGACUUAAAUGCUAUAUGUAUUGUUUUCUGCACGAAGUUGAGCAUUUUGACUUUUCGGAGCAGGUGGACAGAGUUUCUGAUCUUCUAACGGAUGACGAAAAUGAUAUUCUCGUCAGUAUGAUUGACAAAUGUGAGAGUUUGGAAUAUUCCAAAGAUCCAAAAUUUGAUGCAUGCGAUUAUGCAUUUGAAUUGGAAAAAUGUUGGAAAAAAUUCGACCCAAAGCAUUACUACAUAUUAUGAAUGUUACGAUACGAAUGUGUUGUUAAUGUCGUCGCAAAUGUUCUUGUUUUUAAUGGAUUGUGAUUUAAG
Molecule: messenger RNA, 605 nt
Organism: Contarinia nasturtii (swede midge)
Lineage: Eukaryota; Metazoa; Arthropoda; Insecta; Diptera; Cecidomyiidae
Product: general odorant-binding protein 83a-like
Exons: 5
Coding region: 81-536 (151 amino acids)
Biological process (GO): sensory perception of smell
Molecular function (GO): odorant binding
Source: RefSeq, a predicted model, not a curated record